CCUGCGGAUCCCUGUGAGAUUCAACUUCGUCCCGCGCGCUGCGACAAGACAACCCUCGCUCCCUGUCCCAGCCUGAGCCGCCCCAGGCAAUCUGCCGGACUCAUCCACUGCUGCCAGGACCAGGACCCAAGUCUGAAGCCUGCUCGAACUGAAAUCCUCCUGUCGUUACCAUUGCUUUUCCGCCGCCGCCUCGAGAACCGGCCUCCAGCUCGUCCGCCGCCCUCUCCUAUAACGCAAUCCGUCCGCUGGCAUUCGCUUUUCUGAGACGCUGCUGUGGAUCCGCCUCUGGGACAGCCUCCUCGACCGCAGUCUGACCUGAGAUUCCUUCGUUGUCGAGAAACAUGACCCUUCGGAGCUAGACGACACCUGACGAAGCUCCUCCGACGCAUGGAGGAGGGCCUCCUGCGCUCUCUUGCUCACAAUGCACGCUCUCAUUUCGCGCGCGAGCAGAAGCAACAUGUCGGCCAGCAAGACCCGCUCGCGAGAUCGAAGUGCCUCUGAAGUGGUUGCGCCUGGCGCCGACGACCUCCGCCAGCCCGAGUCCGCAUACCUCCCUCGGGCUGCCAGCUACACAUACUUUCCACACGUCAAGGAACUAUUCGACGACUCUUCUUCCCUCGUCGAGCUCAAGGGAACCAUCUCGGAAGACGAGCUCAAGUCGACCACCACUGCCUUGGCCCAAACGGACUCCUUCCAUUCCUCAGGUGACUCAAGCCCGGACACCGAGACUCCUACUACAGACGAGCGCCCCUCCGUGAAGCGAAAUGCCUCGCGCCGGUCGUCGAGAUUCUUGCUUUUCAGCAGUCAGGAUGAGGAGCCAGCGAGCCUUGAGACCACCGAUAUUGGCAAGGAUAGCCAACCGACCACCCCGAAAGCAAGAUCGCCCGUGAGAUCAAUGACGAGGUUACGGAGAAAAUCUUGGAUAUCGUCUCGACCAUCUUCCCCCACAAAGGAGGGAGAAAGGGACGCUGCGGCGGGAGACUCAGCAAAACCUGCGAAGAACUUAGACGCUGGACGUAGAAGGUCAAUCGUCGCAGCAACCUUCAAGCUUGAUAAGGAUGGGCCAAAGGACAGCCGGGAUAACUCUCCCACCCCGAGCAAACGGGCUGUUCUAUCCAAGAAGCCGAAGCGACCGCUAAGUGCUCUGCUGAAAGGACCCAGCCCAGUCGAAGUACCACCACCGGUGAAAGUUCCGGACGUCCCACGCCUACCCAGAUCUUUCUCCUCUGAUCGGCUGCCUUUGGGCCCUCAAUCGCCCACUUCUCCACACCAAGUCCCCCCAAUACCAAGAAAUUUAUCCUCCGACAAGAUCAAGGGCGCUAGGAUCGAGCCCAGGAAGAAGGACGAGCUAUGGAGCAUUUUCAGGACACUGGAAGGUGACCUUCGCAAGUUUCAAUCCAAGUCGAUUGCUAUGAAAACGAAUGUGGUCCGAACCUCCCUCCUACCUUUUCUGCGAGCUUACGCAAUACACCCUUCAAACAGCAAGUUGCGGCCUGAGGACUUGGAUAGACGUGUAAACAUCUUGAAUGGUUGGUGGACUGGUCUUCUGGAGUUGCUCUCCGGCAGGAAUAAUCUGUCCAUUUCAGGUACGGACCGCCCGGCAAUACUGGAAGGGAUUGCAGGCAUCAUGGAAAGGCCCGAGUGGAGACUGUCUCCAUCACCCUUUUGUGCCCUUGCGAAUAGAGCCGACACCGCGUCGACGCUGACUGCUAACUCGACAACGUCUCUCUCCUCUGGCGCCUCUGACUUCCUAGCGGAAUCGGUAUACCAUAACGUCCGGAACAUCUUUACUCAGAACUUGCUAUCGCAGAUGGCGUUCGUUGUGGAUAAAAUGUCGCUUCGAAACGCUGCCGCGAGUCUGGUGACUUUCUGUGGGAAAACUUGUGCCUAUGCGUUUUUCUUCUGCCCCGGAAUAGCAGAUGCUUUGGUCCGCUUAUGGGAUCCCUCCCUGGAUACUAUGAGGCGCGUUUUGGAGGAAUCCGGUAUCUCAAGGCGAGAUAAAUUGGAUACAGUCGCGAACCGGGUUGUCCCAAUAUUUCCACCGAGUCUCCAUUCUUUAAAGUUCACGUCUAUCAUCAAAACAUCGAGGAUGUUGCGCGCAGCUGCUAACCCACCUUUGGGCACCGCCAACUGGGACUGGUAUGGGCCUUGGGUAAAGCGUUGGACCGGGACUGAGAGCGAUCUGUUUUAUGUCUUUGUGAAGCAUUAUCACAUUCUUGUCACCGAGUUCCUGCCUGCAGAACCUACUCAUCUUGAACGGAUUUGCGUACCAGGCUUGGUCAUGGUACACGCUCAGAUUCUGGAGAACCUGGACGCAACGCUCAACCGCAAUGCUACUGCAAUCCCAGCAGAAGAGCUUACCAACGGACCCGCCCCCAUAACAUUCGAUGAUGUACUCGCCGAUCCCGAUGCUACCGCUUCGACGGUUCCAGUACCGCCUGCGAACGCAACUCGGCUGAUGGCGGAGAACCGUCUAAUCAUGUUGAUUAGAGAUUUCCUUUCCGACCGAGGUGCUUUGUAUCUCACAGCCCGCCGUAUGUUUGCAGAAGCGUUUGGCCAUAUCCUCAAAGCAGCAGCUAGAAAGAUUUCCAUCUACGAUAGCCAGGCCUGCUACACUCUUUGCGACUUUUUGGAAGAAGCCCUUGUCAUCAUGGUUCGAUAUGACCAAAGCGCUCCAUCGCAAGAGUCUGUUUUAGACUGGCCCUUCUGGCUAUCGGUGUGCAUGCAGAUGGCGGCAAGUCAGAGUACCACGACCGAACUCAAGCUAUAUUCUUUCUUGUUCAGCAUCUGGAACCUCAUUGCUACUGACGAGAGCCGGAAGAUGGACCUUUGUCUCAGCUUCUUGCUCGAGCCGGAGUUCUUCGAAAGCAGAUUUAACCAUUGGUGCCCGAUGGUCCGAACCUAUUACAUGCGCUUGCUAUGCUGGCGAAUUGCGCGGUACGAUGGGGAGGGUACGGAAAUUGACACCGAAAUCUUGAAGACAUUAAAUGACAGGCUACGAUCCGUCUGGAGUCAUUACUUAUGGCUACGGGAAGACUCCGAACUGAAAGGGGCAAGUCCUCCGUCUACAGCACCAUGCAACCCAGCACCAGGCCGGCGGUUACUCAUAAUUCGGAACGAUAACCCAGUUGUCGCGAGCGGAGGACCUUUCCUGUCGUUUGAUGGGGUGGUACAAAACUCCGCCACGAGACGAUUAUCGUCACUGGAUGCAAUCUCCGAGCCGGAUUCGCGACCACCUUCCGCGCAGUCUACUGAUUCGUCCGAGUUUGGUACCGGUGAAGAAGAGGCUGGCAAAAAGCGAUGGAGUCUGCUCCGAAGUUUCAUUAGUGGUACUCCGAAAUCGCGAUCAAAGUCACGAAGUCCAGGACCUACACCCAAAGAGCCUGUUGCUACCUCGCCUCCAUCCAAAACAUCAACGCCCACUCCGUCUAGACCCAAUUCGAGGAGCGGCGAGCAACGUCCACCUCUAGUUUCGCACCGGAGUUUCUUUUUCCGUUUCUCUCUUGAAUAUGUCGAUAAACGAUUCCACAGGCCGAUGGAGAUGCGAUUGUUUCCUCCCAGACUACCUUUGCCGGCACAAAUGCAUCUUCAAGAUGAAGAUAUACUCCUCCCUCCCGUUACCAGCGCCAGGCCGACUGGGAUCGUGGCACAAUCUAGUCGAUACGCCGGCCGCUCACUUGCUGAAUGGGCUCUGGUUGUUCACGAAUGCCAGAACUUCUUUGAUCGCAGAAAGACCGAGGGUGUGCCAUCGAAUAAGCUUGUCGAGACACCAACACUCGCGGUUGAGAAUUUCAGGAUGCGGGGAUAGACUUCCUUGAUCGGCAGCUAAUUGACUUCGGUUUUAUCUCAUUGUCUCGACCUUAGCGUAUCCCGUACUGAGGCAUUUUUUACCCUUCGACGAGUGGAGCUUAGUGGCUAUUCUUCCUAUGGGGUCUUCAUGUACGACAAUAUUUCGGGUCUUUUAAUUACUCCACGAUGUAAAAUACACGUUGAUUCGGAUGUGCGUGUUUUACAUUGCCGAGGAGUUUUGGUCGCGCUAGAAUGCACAUUAUCUAGCCUCAUUUACAGGCUUUCGGAUUUCGUAAGGGUUCCUGGGAAGGGUGGUAUGGCGCAUAGCCUUACAUUCUUCUUUCUAUUUCUAUCGCAGACGGAAUCAAUUGGGAACGGUACAUAUCUCCGACAACAGGCGUAUAUAGAGGGUCGAUAGGCCCGCGAAAUCUGCAUCCGCCGAGCGCAAACAAUUCUUCUUAUCCUACUCUCACGUGUUGCAAUCCAUCUCAAAACAAAUACUACUGGCCUGAGGGAC
Molecule: messenger RNA, 4306 nt
Organism: Mytilinidion resinicola
Lineage: Eukaryota; Fungi; Ascomycota; Dothideomycetes; Mytilinidiales; Mytilinidiaceae
Product: DUF1765-domain-containing protein
Exons: 3
Coding region: 422-3808 (1128 amino acids)
Source: RefSeq, a predicted model, not a curated record